CCUGCCUGCCUGCCUGCCUGCCUGCCCGCCUGCCUGGCUGCCUGGCUGCUGGGCGGACUGGGGCAGAUCCGAGCCGACCAGUUCCGUGUUCUCUCCUCAUCCAGUGCACGGAGCAGACUGAACGGGGAGGACCUGGCAGUGUCAUGGUGGACAUUCCUACCCAGCCGCGGCAUCCAUAACUCCCGGGAGGAGGAGGGGGAGCAGCGGGAAAGUGAGCACGGAGAGAGGGAAAAAACAACAACUGCCUGAAUCCAGCUCUGUUCACUGUCCACACACCUGACGCACAGGCAGCCUGACAGCACGCAGGGUAUGUGACGUCAUCUCAGAAAUGAUGGAAGCUGCACACGAGGAUAAAGUGUGACCCCAGGUGAAACUAGUUGAAACAGCCCUACAGGAAAUAGUUUAUUCACUGAGAUAAAAAGCCGCCACACGGACGAGUGUCACCGUGUGUCAGACAUCAACAGCAGCAGCACUGUAAUGAUGACUGAACGCUCUGGGAUGAGGCCGGCUACACACAAGUGGUCUGCUGACCUUUGACCCCUCAUGGAUUAAAAAUGGCACUCGGGCAGAGACGGGGAGGGAAGCGAGACGUCUUACUCUCUGGGAAUUCUGGGAAUUUAACAAACGUGUUGGAUUGAAGCGGCGCCGCACAGACCGGACCAGCUGGUGUCUUCUUUUUAUUUCAAUGGGACUGGCAUGGUGCGCUGAAGAUGGAGUGAGGCGUGAGUGGGAGAUGUUCCUGAAGAGAAACUGAUUACAGAAAAUACUUUGAGUCAAGGAUGGAGCAGGAUUUUACACAGUAGGACCAACCGCUCAGACGUUGUGGACAGUGAAACCUGGACUACCAUUAGCCAGUGUUGGUGAACUCAUCUUUAAACUAUAAACAUUCGUAAACUCAAGCAGGCGAUAGCAGCCUGUCUCCCGAAACCUUCCCAUUGCUCAUUGUUUUGAAUGGACGUCUGACUUUAAACUGUAACUCUGACUCCAGGUCAGUUUUCCUGCUGCAGCGCCACUAAAAAAUAAAACAAAAACCAAAAAAAAAAAAAACUACAAACAUGGCCGCUACAGGAAGGAAGCACUUGGUGAGAGACUUUAAUCAUUUCAUCACCUGUUACCUGUGUCGAGGUUACCUGAUUAAACCAACCACGGUCACCGAGUGCCUGCACACCUUCUGUAAGAGCUGUAUUGUGCAGCACUUUGAGGAGAGUAAUGACUGUCCUAAAUGUGGCAUUCAGGUCCAUGAGACCAACCCACUGGAGAUGCUCAGGUUGGACAACACCCUGGAGGAGAUCAUUUUCAAGCUGGUGCCCGGACUCAGAGAAAGAGAGGAACAGCAGGAACUCGAAUUCUGGAGGAAGAACCAGCCCAAAGAAAACGGCCAAGCAGAAAACCUGAGGUGCCAGAGGUUCGGGCUGCCUGAUGUUGGAGGCGACGGCGGCGACGGUGGCGGCGACGACGGUGACGGUGGCGGCAAUGACGACUACCACAGGAGUGAUCCUCAGAUAGCCAUCUGUCUGGACUGCCUACGUAACACAGGACAGUCAGGGGAGAGCACUGUCACGGAUUUGAUGAAGAGGUUCAUCCGCUGCUCCAGUCGAGUCACCGUGGGAACAAUUAAGAAGUUUCUCAGUCUUAAACUAAAGCUGCCCAGCUCUUAUGAGCUGGAUGUGCUGUGUAACGGAGAGAUCAUGGGCAGAGAUCACACUCUGGAGUUCAUCUACAUGACCCGGUGGAGGCUACAUGGAGAGAAUACGUAUCCCAUGGUUCUUGAGUACCGGCCACGCAUCGACUUCGGCUGAAGUUCGGCUGCAAGAAGAGGACCACACACACACACACACACACACACACACACACACGUAUACACACACAUACCCACAUUUGCACGUGCAC
Molecule: messenger RNA, 1890 nt
Organism: Seriola dumerili (greater amberjack)
Lineage: Eukaryota; Metazoa; Chordata; Actinopteri; Carangiformes; Carangidae
Gene: pcgf5a
Product: polycomb group ring finger 5
Exons: 10
Coding region: 1056-1799 (247 amino acids)
Biological process (GO): regulation of transcription by RNA polymerase II
Cellular component (GO): PRC1 complex
Source: RefSeq, a predicted model, not a curated record